GCUACCGCUGAGCUACCGUUCCCACCAACGGCACGACGCAUGCGUAUGGGCUGUCGCAGGGGUCCGUCUUCGCACUAUAGACGAUCUUCGGUGGGAAGACAUGGCGUCGGACGAUGGACUGGCCGCUCUGGGCGCAGAGGGAGCCGCAGCAGCUGCACAUGCUCUGUCUUUGCCUGCAGAGGCUUAUGGGAAUGAUCCGCGGCUGGAGGUCAUGUGGGCGAUGAAGGCCUACAACCACGCAGAGGUUUACUUCAACCUCAUUUCAUCCGUGGAUCCAAAGUUCCUGAAGCUGACGAAGCUGGAUGACAGAAUCUACUCGAGCUUCAGGGAAACCUUCAAAGAUCUCGACGUGAAGCUGCUCCAAGCCGACGACCUCAAGUCUGAAGAGUCCAAAGAGAGGUGGCGGCCGUUCUGUAACCAGUUCGAAGGACUCGUCGAAGACUUCAACUACGGCACGCUGCUGCGUCUGGACUGCGAGAAGGACUACACAGAGGAAAACACCAUAUUUGCCACCAGGGUUCAGUUCUUUGCCAUCGAGAUUGCCAGGAACAGAGAGGGUUACAACGAUGCUGUGUUCAGGUCCAAAAGUUCAAAGAGCUAAUCUCCAGUAAGGAACCCGGUCCAGCCCGCAGACCUUCACCCGAGUGAAGCCAAGGGCCUCCGAGGCUUCGCCCAUUAUUCUGGAAAAGUCAAAGUUUCCAUCCGUGCUUGUUUUAGUGUCUGACGUUAAAACGUCGGAAUGGGAUCAGAACCGUCUCUACAAACCAGAGCUGCACCGAGACCUUCGUCGCUGACUGACCUGUCUGAAGGUCCUCUUCAGUUCCUGAACAUUUGAAAUCGAUGUCACGUUUACAUAAAUCUGGAUGCAUUUCAGCUGCAAACCCGCCUGAUUUUGUAUUUACUGUAAAGUUUUCUGUGCCAGUCAUAAGUGGUUACUUUAUUUUGUAAUAACAGAAAAGAGAAACGUUUCUGCCUGAACAAAUAAAACCUGAGCUGCAUCUCACCUGCAA
Molecule: messenger RNA, 1010 nt
Organism: Archocentrus centrarchus (flier cichlid)
Lineage: Eukaryota; Metazoa; Chordata; Actinopteri; Cichliformes; Cichlidae
Gene: pbdc1
Product: polysaccharide biosynthesis domain containing 1
Exons: 6
Coding region: 101-601 (166 amino acids)
Cellular component (GO): cytoplasm
Source: RefSeq, a predicted model, not a curated record